Molecule: messenger RNA, 3667 nt
Organism: Cololabis saira (Pacific saury)
Lineage: Eukaryota; Metazoa; Chordata; Actinopteri; Beloniformes; Belonidae
Product: inverted formin-2-like
Exons: 24
Coding region: 83-3430 (1115 amino acids)
Biological process (GO): actin cytoskeleton organization
Molecular function (GO): actin binding; small GTPase binding
Source: RefSeq, a predicted model, not a curated record
GGUGGGUCCAGAUCAGCCCAGAUCAGCUCAGCUCCGUCUGCUCGAUUACUGACUUCAGAACUCUCUGCAGAUUCCGGUCAUCAUGGCGUCCAAAACCAAAUGGGAGGCAGUGAAGGACCAUGUGGCCAGAAGCCCCAGCCCAGAUCCAGAGGAGGCAAAUCUGGAGAACGCCGACCCGGAGCUGUGCAUCCGCUUGCUGCAGGUUCCCUCAGUGGUGAACUACUCGGGUCUGAAGCAGCGGUUGGAGUCCAGCGAUGAGUCCUGGAUGGUCCAGUUCCUGGAGCUGAGUGGCCUGGAUCUGCUGAUGGAGGCGCUGGAUCGUCUGUCGGGGCGUGGCUGUGCCCGCAUCGCAGACGCGCUGCUGCAGCUCACCUGCGUGACGUGCGUGCGCGCCAUCAUGAACUCGUCUGCAGGCCUGCUCUUCAUCUUGGACAAUGAGGGCUACGUCCGAACCCUGAUGCAAGCUCUAGACACGUCCAACGUGAUGGUGAAGAUGCAGGUGUUUGAGCUGCUGGCAGCGCUGGCCCUCUUUGACCCGCACGGAUGUCACCUGACCCUGGAAGCCUUCGACAGCUACAAGAGUGUGAAGAAGCAGCAGUACCGCUUCAGCGUGAUCAUGAGCGAGCUCCAGGCCACCGAUAACGUCCCAUACAUGGUGACGCUGAUGAGCAUGGUCAAUGUGCUGGUGCUGGGACAGGAAGACCUGCGGAAGAGGGCCCGCCUGCGGCGCGAGUUCGUCGGUCUGCAGCUGCUGGAUCUGCUCCCCCGAUUCAGGGAGACCGAGGACUUGGACCUGAACAUCCAGUGUGAUGCGUUUGAGGACUCCAUGACCGAGGACGAGGAGGAGAUGCAGAAGCUGUACGGAGGCAUCGACAUGAGCAACCACCAGGAGGUGUUCACCUCGCUCUUCACCAAGGUGUCCAGCAGUCCAUCCUCUGUCCAGCUCCUGUCCAUCCUUCAGGCCUUGCUGUUGGUGGAUCCAGACAGAUCUGACGUAUGGUUGGGUCUGGAGAUGCUGACUGACCGAACCACCCUCCUGGCCCAGGACUCUGAAUUAGGUUCUGAUGAGACUCUGCUGGAGAGGCUCCUCCCCCAAAAGUCUCCCUCAGCCAGCCAGAGGAUCCCGACUGUUGACAGGGCGGUACAAACGAAAGCACCGGAACGCUCUCUGGGCCAAUCACAGGCAGCCACUUUAGAGGCAGCACCUCCCCCCAGCACAGUUUGUGCCCCCCCUCCUCCUCCACCCCCACCCCCUCCUCCACCCCCACCCUUACCUGGUAUGGGAUCUCCAUUCCCUCCCCCUCCACCUCCCCCACCCUUACCUGGUAUGGCAUGUCCACCUCCUCCCCCACCCUUACCUGGUAUGGGAUCUCCACUACCUCCUCCUCCUCCACCCCCACCCUUACCUGGUAUGGGAGCACCACCCCCUCCUCCACCCUUACCUGGUAUGGGAGCACCACCCCCUCCCCCACCCCUACCUGGUAUGGGAGCUCCACCCACAGGUGACAUCAUCAUGGCUCGGGUAGCUACAAGUGUAGGGAGCGCGUAUUACAGCCCCGGCCCUCCAGUAAGCCCCACCCCCUGCCCCACGCUCAGAAUGAAGAAACUGAAUUGGCAGAAACUUGCCCCCAGAGUGGUGAAAGAUCAUCAAUCUCUGUGGACUUCUUUGUCGUCGGACUCAGUGGAACCCGAUUACUGCAGCAUCGAGCAGCUUUUUAGUCUCCCUCAAACAGAGACCAAAACCAAAACCAAGGCCAAGACUGAGCCCAAAGAGAUUUCCUUCAUCGACGCCAAGAAAAGCUUGAACCUCAACAUCUUCCUGAAGCAGUUCAGAUGUUCCCAUAAGGAGUUUGUGUCUCUGAUCCGGAACGGAGACAGAUCCAAGUUUGAUGUGGAUGUCCUGAAACAGUUGAUCAAGCUGCUUCCAGAGAAAUAUGAGGUGGAGAACCUGAAGUCUCACCAGGCAGACAGGCCCAAGAUGGCCUCGGUGGACCAGUUCUACCUGGAGCUGCUGGACGUCCCCUGCUACGCGCUGAGGAUCGAGUGUAUGCUGCUGUGUGAGGAGAGCAGCUGUGUGCUGGAAACAAUGAAGCCCAAAGCCCAAGUUGUGGACCGAGCCUGCCAGAGUGUGCGGGAGAGCGCUCGGCUGCCCAGCUUCUGCAGACUCAUCCUCAGCGUCGGAAACUUCCUCAACUACGGAACCCACACAGGAAACGCUGAAGGUUUUAAGAUCAGCACUCUGCUCAAACUGACAGAAACCAAAGCCAACAAGUCCAGAGUCACGCUGCUGCACCACAUCCUGGAGGAGGUGGAGGUGAACCACCCGGACCUGCUGGACUUACCUGAUGACCUGGAGAUCUGUGAAAAGGCUGCCGGCAUCAGCGUCGACUCCAUCCUGUCUGAAACCAACUCCCUCGUCAAACGGUUACAAAUCGCUGAGAAGAAACUCUCUUCUUCCCCCGACGAUGUGAAGGAGCAGUACCUGUCGGCCAUCCAGGAGAGCCUGCAGACAUGUGAGCAGCUGCAGCAGAUGCUGUCCUCGGUGGAGGACAGGAGGCAGGACUUGGCCGACUACCUGUGUGAGGAUGUCAGCAGCUUCUCGCUCGACGAGCUCUUCAGGACCAUCAAGACCUUCAGAGAUCUAUUCCUGCGAGCCAUCAAGGACAAUGAGAGUCGUCGAGAGCAGGAAAAGAAGAGGAAGAAACAAGAGGAGGAGAAGAAACUCAAAGGAGGCACCACCAACCGCGUCGUCAGGAGAGGCCUGAACGCUCCAGAUGAAGGAUGCAUCAUCGACAACCUGCUGGCUGAGAUCCGGACCGGCUGCAACCUGAGGAAGACCCGGACCCGGGCAGAGAGGGGCAGCAGAGUCCAGGGUCGUCCCAGCAUCAAACGGAGGUCACAGGCCGUGGACCAACCAGAAUCCUCUGCUUCCAGCCAAUCACAGAACACCAAAGAUCCAGUCCACAUCUCCACGGAUCCAGCACCAAAGAAAGAACCAGAACCGGCCUCCCCAGGACCCAGCACAGAUCCCUCAGACAUCCAGAACCCCCGUACAACUUCUGAGGGGGACCAGAACCAGCAAGGAGCGCAGGACUCUGAGCUGGACAUCAAAACCAGAGGUUCUGCUGGACCAGACGGAGUUCAGGACAUUCACUUGGACUCUGGGCUUGACAUCAAAACCAAAGGUUCUGCUGGACCCGAUGGAGCCCAGCCGAGCUCGGAGGAUUCCAGUGCAAGCUUCCACAGCGCCGGUGCGGGAGAAACAUCUGAGUUUGAGGUGAUCAGCUCGAUAGAAGUGGCAAGAAGCAAACGGGAUCCUGGUCCUGGUCCAGACAGAACCUCAGAGGUGUCCAGGACGUCUUCCGCAGGAGCCGACAGGAGUCCCAGACCCAAACGGACCCGAUCCAGGAAGAGCUGUGUUCUGCAGUGAGGUGACCUGAGGAGGAGCAGAACCCGUUUCCAUGGCAACAGGACUGAACAUAGAGGCGGGGCUAAUGAUGGGUGACGCAACAAAACAUCAACUGUUCUAAAGAGACGAGUUUAUUUUUGUCCAUUAAGUUGAUGUCGUUGAUAACAUCAGAUGGGUGGAGCUUGCCGUUGUUUACUUCCUGUUGAUCUGGUUUCAGCAGAAACACCUGGAUUUUGGUGUCAAACGUCUCGAGGUGUU